Molecule: messenger RNA, 1482 nt
Organism: Coccinella septempunctata (seven-spotted ladybird)
Lineage: Eukaryota; Metazoa; Arthropoda; Insecta; Coleoptera; Coccinellidae
Exons: 1
Coding region: 1-1482 (493 amino acids)
Source: RefSeq, a predicted model, not a curated record
AUGGAUGACCUUAAACUGUACGCUGCAAGCCUGGAACAACUUAAAAGGCAACUAGAAAUAGUGGCAGCGUUCAGUGACUCUAUAAACAUGCGGAUGGGGAUAAAUAAAUGCGCUACCCUGGAAGUUAAGAGGGGGAAAAUGCAAGACACAGGACAACAAACAACUCUUUUAAAUAAUGUCACGAUACCAACUCUAACGGACAAACAAACUUACAGAUAUCUCGGAGUGCAACAAGCGUUGGAAAUAAAAACAUCUGAAAUGAAGGAUCUCUACAGGGAAAUACUCCACUCAAGACUGAACCUGCUACUUAAAUCAAAGUUGAGUUCGAAAUCUCUGUUUAAUGCCAUAAAUAUCUGGGCAAUCCCUAGCAUAACCUUUUCAUUUGGUAUACUGACCUGGUCGACGACUGAGCUCCGCGAAAUAGAUCGAAACAUCAGAACAACGCUCACUAAGUUUGGUAUCCAUCACCCCCACUCUUCAAAGAUCCGACUCUACCUGUCACGACGGCAAGGAGGCAGGGGCCUUCUUAACCUGGAAGACACGCAUGGGAAACAUAUAGAGAACUUAAGAACUUAUUUCUAUAAAAAUAACUCACCUCUCUUUCAAGCGAUUCGCAUGGCCGAUGACAAUCUUUCAGCACUAAAACUGUCAUCUCGAGACUACCAUCCGACGCAGCGAACUGAUGAAGAACUAAAACAUGAAUGGCGGUCCAUGGCUCUUCACGGCAGAUACCCUGGUCACCUGGAAAAAGAAGAAAUUAAUAAGACCGAAUCGCUAAGAUACUUACGUGCAGGGUAUUUGUUUCCUGAAACAGAGGGAAGAUUGAUGGCGAUACAGGACCAGGUGAUGCCCACGAGGAUGUACUUGAGACAUAUUGCGAAACAGGACAUCCCUUCGGAUCGCUGUAGGAAGUGUUCCCAAGCCCCUGAAUCAAUCCAGCACAUAACAUCUUCGUGUACAAUUAUGGCUCCGAGGGACUACCUGGACAGGCAUAAUGCAAUGGCCAAGAUAUACCAUCAGCAAAUGGCCCUUAAGCUCGGAUUACUUCAGCACGAGAUCGAACAGCAUUUGUAUUGUCCUCAGACAUUGCUGCAGAACGAGCGCUAUAGACUCUACUGGGAUGCCACGAUGUUGACAGACAGGGGAGUUGCUCAUAAUAGGCCGGACAUUACAUUGUUCGAUAAGCAAAGAGAAUCCUGCUUCAUAAUUGACGUCACCAUACCGGCUGAUGAUAACGUCUCUAGAGCCUACGCUGAGAAGUUGAACAAGUAUGGAGAUCUGGCAUUUCAACUUAAGGAGCUCUACAACCUAAAGUCUAUGAGUAUAAUCCCCUUGAUAAUAACUGUGAAUGGGUUGGUGGAGCACCACCUCAUCGAGAACACAGAGCGUUUAAAGCUAGACCUCAAUAUAAUAUCACAAGCACAGAAACAAGUGAUCCUUUAUACAACGCGGAUUGUGAGGAAGUUUCUGCAAGGUCCGUAA